GGUGUGUUUGCAGCCUGUGGAAGGUAAAGCAAAGUUGGGAAUCGAAUACAGAAGCCAUGGAAGGAGAAGAGGGAUCUCAGCAGCCACAGUUAGUGUUAGCAGACAAGCUAUUCCUUCUGAGACAACCAGAUGUGCCAGACAUUGAAAAGGUUCGAUUUAAAGAGGAUGUUUUCACUCAUGUCAAGGAUAAUGAUAUGGUCCCUUUAUACGAAACCCUAGUCGCCGAUUCCGUAUUGGACUUAGAUCGUGCCCUUCUCGACUCCAUGCGUGCUAAAAUUGCUGAUGAACUCAACAAGCUCGACGAAAAGAUUGCUGAUGCUGAGGAAAACUUAGGGGAGAGUGAAGUUCGUGAGGCUCACUUGGCGAAAUCCUUGUUAUUCAUCCGGAUUGGGGACAAGGAGAAAGCAUUGGAACAUCUCAAGAUAACUGAAACUAAGACAGUUGCAGUUGGCCAAAAGAUGGACUUGGUGUUUUAUACAUUGCAGCUUGGUUUCUUUGACAUGGAUUUUGAUCUCAUUUCCAAAAGCAUUGACAAAGCUAAAAACUUGUUUGAAGAAGGUGGUGAUUGGGAAAGGAAGAAUCGACUGAAAGUGUAUGAAGGCCUAUACUGCAUGUCCACUCGAAAUUUCAAGAAGGCUGCCGAAUUGUUUUUGGAUUCUAUUUCAACCUUUACAACCUAUGAACUUUUUCCCUAUGACACCUUUAUAUUUUACACAGUUUUGACAAGCAUUAUAACGUUGGAUAGAGUUUCCUUAAAGCAAAAGGUAGUGGAUGCUCCUGAGAUCUUGACGGUGAUUGGCAAAAUCCCAUAUCUUUCCGAGUUUUUGAACUCCUUAUAUGAUUGUCAAUACAAGUCUUUUUUCUCAGCAUUUGCUGGCCUGACUGAGCAAAUUAAACUGGACCGUUAUCUGCAUCCACACUUCCGAUAUUACAUGAGGGAGGUCAGAACUGUUGUUUAUUCCCAGUUUUUGGAAUCUUAUAAGAGUGUGACGAUUGAAGCCAUGGCAAAAGCCUUUGGAGUGACAGUGGAUUUCAUUGAUCUGGAGCUGUCACGUUUUAUUGCAGCAGGGAAACUUCACUGUAAGAUUGAUAAAGUUGCAGGUGUUCUUGAAACUAACCGUCCUGAUGCUAAAAAUGCUCUUUACCAAGCAACUAUUAAGCAAGGGGAUUUCCUAUUGAACCGGAUCCAGAAAUUGUCACGUGUGAUUGAUCUUUAGGCUAUCUCAUGCAAUUUUAAAAAAUUUAUUGGAAAGGCAGCGAUACAGACAUUUUCAAGGACAUCCUGUUGAAUGCAUUUUACUAAGUGGACGUGAGGCAUGACAUUUCUGUGGUCUAUUUGAUUUCCAAAUUAAUGAACAAUCAAGCUUGCUGAAUUCAAAUGUCUCAAUCAGUUUUCAAUUACUUUUUUAAACAGUUUAAUUAUUUUUUUAUGAUGAGUAUAUUUUGUGUUUGAAUGCUUACGUAUAGGAUAUAAUAUGAUAUAUC
Molecule: messenger RNA, 1485 nt
Organism: Gastrolobium bilobum
Lineage: Eukaryota; Viridiplantae; Streptophyta; Magnoliopsida; Fabales; Fabaceae
Product: 26S proteasome non-ATPase regulatory subunit 6 homolog
Exons: 7
Coding region: 57-1217 (386 amino acids)
Biological process (GO): proteasome-mediated ubiquitin-dependent protein catabolic process
Source: RefSeq, a predicted model, not a curated record